Mollisia scopiformis is the source of this 552-nucleotide messenger RNA. Its product is annotated as putative protease inhibitor. Bases 1 to 552 code for a protein of 183 amino acids. NCBI's taxonomy places the organism in Eukaryota, Fungi, Ascomycota, Leotiomycetes, Helotiales, Mollisiaceae. Gene Ontology annotation, biological process: regulation of proteolysis; regulation of Ras protein signal transduction. The record is from RefSeq and is a predicted model, not a curated record. The transcript has 4 exons. Gene Ontology annotation, molecular function: phospholipid binding; peptidase inhibitor activity.
AUGCCAGAUACCAAGAAUAUCGAGGCUGCUGUACUCCUGUGCAAGGACGAGUCAAAAGUCCUUGGUUUGUCUUUUGGUACGCAGAAAGUCACUCCAGGACAACAUGUUCCCAAAGCAGGCAAAUUCAAAAACACAACCAACGCAACAUCAGCUCCAGAGUUAAGCUUCCACGGCGCUAAAGGGACAUAUAUCGUUGUAUGCCUCGAUCCAGAUGCUCCCUUUCCAGGUUUUAGCAUCCUAGGCCCCGCACUCCACUGGAUCCAAUCAGGUCUCAAGCCCGAAAACACUGCCGAUGGAAUCGUAAAAUUAUUAGAAGGUGAAACACCAUUCAUCGUGGAUUACGCAGGGCCAGGCCCACCACCACCUAGCAGCCCUCAUCGCUACGUCUUCAUACUGUAUGAACAACCUGAGGACUUUGACAUUGCCAAGUUUGCUUCGCCGGGUGGGAAGAAGGUUGGGAUUAGGCCGAGGAUCAGGUAUGAUUUGAAGGUGUUUGAGAAGGAGGCGAAGCUGGGGCCGGUUGUGGCGAGUAGUUACUUUUUCAGCAAGUAG